AUGAACGCAGCCAGAGGAGGAAGAGGGGAGGCAGGAGGUCUCGGCUCGCAGCAGCACGGCCACAACACUCCCGUUGACUGUAAGGUCCGUUGCUCAGAGUUCAUGGAGUUUGCCGAGGUGGAGAACCUUCAUGAUUUCUACAGCUCAGAGGAGCGGUUGGUCCACACUCAGGACCAGAAGGGCUUCUACAUCGUGUACAACGUCGCUCUGAAGGACCUGCAGCAGCUGGAGGACGAGCUUCUUCUAGUCGGCUCACGCUUCAUCCAGAGAGACAGGAUGAAGAAAAUGGGAAGCGCCACCUCGUCAGAAGACAUUCACUCUCAGGCCGGUGCCGAGGUGGACCGUGUGGCAGUGCUGCUCGACUUGUGGACGUGUGAGACAGAGUUUUUGGAGAGCAAAGUGCAGCUCUUGAACUGUUACUACGAGGCCUACCAGCAUGCAGCAGGGACCGAGGAGAGGUUUGCGCUGGCCCGAGUUAUUACUGACAUCAUGCACAGUAGACCACAUCUGGACCUGAACCAGGAUUACUUUGUUCAGGUCUACAGGGCUCACAUAGGCUGCCUGCAAAGCCACCAGCAGCUGAUCAGAGACAUUUUGGACAAUCAGAUUGAAAAACAGCGCCAAUACCUCCAACGCAUCUGGAGUGACGACCGCAAAGGCUCCACUCACAACUUUGGUCUCCCGCCAAAAUACAUUCCCAAACAUCUGGUCUCACUUGGAGGCAGCAGCCCUGCACUGAUGAACACAUUCCUGCUGGAGGUUCAUCCGUCCCUCUGCCUCUCUUCUGCAGUCUAUCACAGUUUAGUUCAGGCUCACACGGAGCUCUGUCGGCUGCACGGAGCCACGGGCAUCACUGAGACACUCAUCCUGCAACAGAAGCUCCUGCAGAGGGCCCUGCAGCGCUGGAACCACCUGGCUUCACUCGGAGCCGCCUACAGCUCUCAGAUACAGAAGGAUUUGUUCUCAGGUGUGUUUUUUGAGGACCCGGUUCUGGUCCCAAAGGUGGGGCUGUCGUUGGUAAGCUCUGCAGAGGAGAAGGAUAUGAUGCUGGGAAGAGAGAAACAGCUGUAUGCUGUGGAAACUUUCUCCAAGCUGUUGGAGCUCGUCACCAUCCGCCAUCGUCUGCUUGAGUCGGCCUCAGAGACCGCACAUCUGGCUCAGUUGUACAGAAACGCGGCGUCAGAGCUCGGCUUCGAUGAGUUCCACCUCUACCUGAGGCCGGUGCAGUUUGAGGUCGCUGAGCAGAAAGACAGAGCAGAGCAGAGGCCUGUUUUUAUCACAGCGAUACUGGAAGAUGACAGCUCUGUAGACCGGUUCACGCCGUCCCAGCUGCCUCUGAGCAUCCAGGAACUGGACCAGAACCAGAUCGGGAGGUUUAGCUUCAGCUCAGAGGAGGCAGUCAUUCAUCUUAUGAACAAACAGAGUAUAGAAAACCUCCAGGUGACUCUGGCCUGUCAGGUGACGCAGAAGAACGCCUUGAUAAGUGCCGUGAAGCUGGUUUGUCUUUGUCAAGCAGCAGAGAGUGUGAUGUCUUCAGCUCAGAGUAAAGUCGCUCCUCAUUCUGAUAAAGAUGUGAAGUUGGACUCCAAACCUGAA
Molecule: messenger RNA, 1596 nt
Organism: Anoplopoma fimbria (sablefish)
Lineage: Eukaryota; Metazoa; Chordata; Actinopteri; Perciformes; Anoplopomatidae
Exons: 10
Source: RefSeq, a predicted model, not a curated record